UUCCACUGUCGCUACACAUCAAUCCCACAUGCCGCAAGCAGUGUUGUCCACAAAAAGAAAACCUUCGACCAAAAGGACUCGUAACUCUACUCUGAAAGUCAAAAGUGGUUGCAUCACAUGCAAAGUUCGACACGUUAAAUGCGACGAACAGAAGCCCUCAUGCCACCGAUGCACGAGCACGGGUAGGAAGUGUGAUGGAUACGCCACAGCCACGCCAAUUUCGCUGAUCAAACCCGUUCAAUAUGCUCAAUUUGCCGAAGGCGUCGAGUAUCUAGAGUUUUACCAUCACUCCACCGCCCAAACCCUCUCGAAUCAGUUCGAUAACGGAUUCUGGUCUCGUACCACGCUGCAACUGGCCCUUUGUGAGCCUUCUAUCCGCCAUGGCUUGAUAGCGUUGAGUUAUCUCAGCAAGUCAUUGCCCACUAGUGUACGAGAUGUGCAUGCGAAAGCAGCUCCUUCCAACAUGUUCUACUACUAUUACAGCAAAGCUGUGGGAUCACUCGCCAGACGCAUGGCAGAGCCGUCUUGCACGUUGGAGAUCAGCCUCACCGCUUGUCUCAUAUUUGUCUGCAUUGAUCUAUUGCAAGACAAGCGCAGCUCGGCCGUCGAACAUUUUCAAAGUGGAAUCAAGUUGAUUGCAGAGCGAUGUGGUGCAAAGAACGAAUUGCUACCCUAUUCUAAAACAUCUCGCAAACUGGCCAAAGGCCUUCCAGCUUCCUCUAAUAAGGGCAAUGCAAUUCUUGAGGAAACCAUAAUUCCAAUUUUCAGACGUAACAUCAUCGUAGCACUUCUCAAAGGCAUUCCAAUUAACACCAUCGUCCCUGUACAAGACAUCCUCAGCCCGUCUAUUCCGAUGCCUGCACCGGGUACAAUAUGCACCAUCGCUGAUCUCAGUCUACUCGGCGAUCACAUUCGCAACGCCUCAGUCUUCUUCGCGCAAAAUGCCGCUGUAAAAACAAUGUCCAAACAACCCUACACCCCGCAAGAUACAUCCUCCCAGCAACAACUCCUUGCCCACCACAACGCCUGGUUCGCCGCCCUCCUCGACCUCGAGAACUCUCGUCAACUAUCUGCAGCCGAGCUCACCAUGUCCUCAGCGCAGAAAGUCGCAAACUGGAUAUCUUACAUCAUCAUCGCCUGCGCCCUCGAUUUCCGCCAAAUGAACUACGACAACUACAUCCCCACGUUCCAGCAAAUCAACCAUCAUGCCUCUAUUCUUCUCUCGAACCCCCCCUCGUCCCCAGCUGGUAAAUCGUCUCAAACUCAAAACUCACACUUCACAUUUGAACUCUCCCUCAUACCUUCCCUGUCCUUCGCCGCUGCCCGCUGCCGCUGCCCUACCACGCGGCGGAUCUCUCUCGCACUUCUCCAGCGAACCCCCGCGCGCGAAUCCUUCUAUGAUGCCGAAGUUCAACGCGCAAUCGUGGCUCGCAUCAUCGAGAUCGAGGAACAGUGUCUUGAUCCCGAAACAGGGCGACCUGCGGCGCACUCGCGAUUGCUGGGAAUGGGGUCAAGGGGGGGUUUUGAUAAAGAAGAGAGUUUCGACAAAGAAGGGAGGGCGUUGGUGACUUUUUCUUAUGUUGGGUGGUGGGAGCAGUGGAUGAAGGGUGGGGUUUUGGAUGAUGCGGGGAGCUGGGAAGAGAAGGUUGGAUGGGUGGAGGGGAUUGAGAGGGUAAGGUGA
Molecule: messenger RNA, 1681 nt
Organism: Periconia digitata
Lineage: Eukaryota; Fungi; Ascomycota; Dothideomycetes; Pleosporales; Periconiaceae
Source: the annotation of a GenBank genome assembly